This is a messenger RNA of Parnassius mnemosyne (clouded apollo), 267 nucleotides long. The record is from the annotation of a GenBank genome assembly. NCBI's taxonomy places the organism in Eukaryota, Metazoa, Arthropoda, Insecta, Lepidoptera, Papilionidae.
AUGAGCGAAAGAGAAAGUCUGGACCCACAAUUUGAGGACUUCGUUCUUGCUGAAACGCAAAAACAACGUUUUCAGGUGUUGGUUCACGGUCUUACUGACACUUGUUGGGAGACGUGUAUGGGACGGCCAUCCAACCGCCUCGAUUCCAAAACAGAAACAUGCAUUACUAACUGUGUUGAAAGGUUCAUUGAUGCUACAACUUUUAUCACUAAACGACUAAUGAAUACAACAAAGUACCGUUCUGACGCACCUCUUGAAUUUCAAUAA